UCGUUCAACUGUAAUAUCGCUCGCCGCGUGACGUCACAUUGAGCGGCAACCUCCAAAACCCGAGACACCCCUCACAAAGCGAGCACAGACUCACUGUCCCCGAAGACCCGCACCACACACCACUAAAACACGACUCGUUAAUGCAACGAUGCAGAAUCGAAAGGGAAGUGCGAUCACAUGGAGUCACGUCUGCCUCUACUCUUUUUCGGGAGUCAUUGCUUUAUCGGAGAAAGCGGCACUGGCACUUUGCUUUACUCACUACCUCUGGACGGGACAGGAGCUGCUGGCCUGGCUGACCCUGGCUCUGUGUCUGCCUCUCACGCUUGUUCAGCUGCUCAGUCUCAAGUGGUACAUCGCUGAUGCAGAACCAUCCAAGCCCUCGCUUCUCCUUGUGCACUGUCUGCAUCUGGGCAUCUAUCACAGGUUAUGGUGCUGCAUGAAGCCUCAGGCCGGGCAGGUUAGGUUCGGUGCGUUAUUAAUGCAGCAGGCUGAUGUGUCUGCUCUGUUACUGAUCGAGGCCCUGACUCUCAGCCUGCCUCAAAGUCUACUGCAGACCUACAGUUUAUUCACCCUUCACCCUGGCUUUCUCUCACCAGUGGUCUUAUGUGUCGGGCUGAGCCUGCUGAAUGUGUCCUGGUCGCUGGUCCUGUAUAGUCGCUCAUGCUUUCUGCUCCGUCCCGGUCACUUGCACAUGACUCCCGCUUCGAUGCUGUGCCAGCUCAUAUGGAGAGGAGGCAUGCUGGGUGCCAGGGUGGCCAGCCUCAUGUUCUUCUGCAGUGUGUUUCACUGGUGGUCCUGUGGAGUCACGGGUUUCCACUGGCUCAUUAUGACAUUCUGGCAAGUGUCCCAGCAGACAGACAUCUGCAUUAACCGUGCUUCCUGGCGGCUCUUCAACUUUAUCUUAGGGGCAAUGCACAUUUUCUUCUUUCUUAACGUUAAAGAUGGGCCCUCUCGGUACCGCAUGACUGGAUUCUAUUUGCUAAUGUUGCUGGAGAACACAUUCCUUCUGCUUCUGGCGUCAGACUCGCUCAGCGGGAUUUCGUGGAACAACAUGAGUGUUCCUCUGAAUGUCUUAUGCAGCUUCCUUAUCGGUGUGAUAUUUGUUGUUCUUUACUACCGAUUUCUUCAUCCAAAAUCUACGGAGAUCCUCCAGAGUCUAAGACUCCAAAUGAGCCUGACGACUAUUGAAACAGCAACCGAUGUGGACCGCAAGGACACAACACUCGGAUCCUCCACCAGCAAGCACGGCACUUUCUCAGUAACUGGUUUUCCUCCUGACAAGCACGCAGGAGGCCCUUCUGUUCAGCCUCUAGAGGGCAACUGGCACCACCAUCAUAUGUUAAUACGUCUGGCUCUCAAAACUGGAAACGCAGACAAGAUCUACUGCAUGUAUGGAGACAGAGGGCUUUCGGUCAUCCUGGAGAAUGAUGACUCUGGAGGGGGCGACUGCAAGCAGCCAAACGUAGAAGCUGGUGAACAAUCGAAAAAUUCAGCUGCAAACCGUGAGGGAUUUUCUGUUGCUGAAGAGAGACAACAGUCUCCAGAGAAGGGAGUGUAUAACACCUGCCCCGCAGACUGCAGUAGCACUGUUUACUUCAGUGCAGAACCGCACUCCUCUGAUAGCGUCGGCGAGGCUAUGUUAGAUAAAGAGAGCAUGGCUGUGAUUAGUCCUAUUAUGAAUGGAGCUGAGCUGCACCUCACUGCCAGACAGCUGUUAAACCGGAAUCCAUGUUAUACCUCAACUCCAAUACCAGACUUCAAAACACUGCAGAGUACAAGUCCUCGAUUAGGAGCGGUGAGAAGACAGGUACAUUUUUAAUACUAGGUUUUAUUUGGGAUAAAGCUGGUAAAUAAUAUUCAGUUUACUAGAUUUCUGCAGGUCUUAAAGAUUUACAAUUCACUCUCUUGCACAAUUUAAGGCCUCAAAUUAGAGAAAAAAAUUAUCGUGGGAAUAUGUUGCGUAAUUUGCAAAAAAAUCUAAAUCUUUCUCUGCAUUUUGUUUUCCAAUACAAAUGUCUAAACAAACUUUAAUCAAGAUUCAUUUACUUGAGAUGUAAAUGAAAAAUUUAGUCUUCAAUGUUGCAAAAUGAAGUGAACUAGAACAAAUAUUUAUCAGUGGGGUACGAAAACUUGUUUUUUGGGGGGAAUAAGACAAAUACCGAGGAAGAACAUCGCAAUUUUCAGUUUAAUCCUUUUACUUUGUUUUAAGUGGUCUUUAAAAAUAUUUCAUUUAUUUUAAUUAAACCUGUAGAAACUGGUUUGUUGUUAGCAAUUAUAACCACUAUAAGCUGGAAGUUAUCUGUAUCUGCAGUUUGGUACCAUUAGCUAUAAGCUCAGUGAAUUAAAAUUGGUUUACAUUUACUGUAAGUUACAUUGACAUAUUUUACUUGCUGCUCUUUUUUUCAUAUUGUUUGAUACAUUUUUAUGAUAUAUACAGUAUAUAUAUAUCUAAUUUUUUUUAUAUUUAGUAUAAUUUGACCUCAAUUUUAUCCAAAGGGAACACUUUGUAUUUUAUAACAGUUGUUUAUAUUUAUAUAUAAUGUUUUUAAAAAAAUAAUUGUAGAAAUCACUGUCAAAAUAAUAAUAAAAUAUUUGUAAUAAACAUUCAGCAUUUACACUUUUUAGAACUCUUCAAACACUUAAAAGUGUACUAAUAUAACGCACGUAC
Molecule: messenger RNA, 2668 nt
Organism: Puntigrus tetrazona (Sumatra barb)
Lineage: Eukaryota; Metazoa; Chordata; Actinopteri; Cypriniformes; Cyprinidae
Gene: xkr5b
Product: XK related 5b
Exons: 7
Coding region: 149-1819 (556 amino acids)
Biological process (GO): engulfment of apoptotic cell; apoptotic process involved in development; phosphatidylserine exposure on apoptotic cell surface
Cellular component (GO): plasma membrane
Source: RefSeq, a predicted model, not a curated record